Messenger RNA from Octopus sinensis (East Asian common octopus), 3038 nucleotides. RefSeq lists its product as uncharacterized. The transcript is spliced from 8 exons. The record is from RefSeq and is a predicted model, not a curated record. Gene Ontology annotation, molecular function: K63-linked polyubiquitin modification-dependent protein binding; histone binding. Bases 631 to 2697 code for a protein of 688 amino acids. Gene Ontology annotation, biological process: positive regulation of DNA repair; double-strand break repair. Gene Ontology annotation, cellular component: BRCA1-A complex. NCBI's taxonomy places the organism in Eukaryota, Metazoa, Mollusca, Cephalopoda, Octopoda, Octopodidae.
CCAAUACAUCAGAAGUAACAAAAACUUUUUUUAGUAUUUGUGUUUCAAAGUAAUAAGUUUCGAAUAAGUUCGUACGCCGUAGAGAGAAAAUGAAUCUGAUGUUUCAAUGAUAGACUCUUUGUCCAAAAACAAAUUUGCCUUCAGACGAAAAGUUCCUUGAAACUGCAGGUCUCUCUAAAACAUAGGAACUUAUUAAAACAAAUCAGCCUCGCAGUAUAUUUUUGCCAACAGAGACAACCUGCCAGUUUCCUCGAACACUGAUAAUUUGUAUUUCUUUCAUAUCCAAUGACAAGCAUGAAGAGUUCUGAAUCCAAUUGAUUACACAAUUGUAUACUAAGGUAUAAAGCAGAAAUUAUAAUUUUCCUAUUUCGAUUGAAGUAUUUGGCCUGUGCCUCAUUUCUGAGAGAGAAGGCAUAAACAAUUGGAUGGGAAAAGAAAGGCUCAAAAAGACAUCAGGAGAGAGUGUGCAUGUUUGCUUCAUUUGGCGCAUGCAACUUUACCAAUCGCAAUUUGCCACCACUUCUCGAUGUUGUCGAGUGAGCACUGGAAUUUAUUUCCACGGGGAACAGACAUACUACGUACCGUUUGUGUAUCCGGAAUUAACAACUUUUUGUGAACAUCAUUUGUCAAAUGAAUGUGUAUGCUAACAUUUUUUCCUCUGAAUCAAUGUCAAAUUCUGAAUAUGUUAUGGUCUUGCUUACCUUUUGGAAUAAAUUUCAUUCAAACUUGAGGGAGAAACAGUCCAAAUGUUUAAAUAAGAUAAAAUGGGGUGAACCCGUCUUAACUGGAAAGCAUGGUCUUUCUACUCUUGAUCGUAAACAGCGUAUUGGGAAGAAUAUUUUAGAUUCUGAGGAAAAUACUCUAUCUGGAGAUGAAGAAAUUAAGUCUGAAGAACAAGUACCAUCGAAAAAAGAUGAUGUUUCUGUUGCAGCCAAUCCAAUAAAUAUAAAUAUUUCAGAGGAACAUAGUAGAUGUUCAAGUCCUGAUUUAAAUAAAUCUGUAUUAAGACUUCCCAAAUUGAAAAUAAAGUUAUCAGAAACACAUAAUAAGGAGCUGCAUAAGAAUAUCGCUGAUGACAAAUCAGAAUCUAUUGAAAUUAAAAGAAGUACGAGGCUGUCCGUGAAAAGAUUGUGUAAUAAGAAACAGGUUAACAAAGAGAAUGUCAACAGUGGUGUACGUCCUAAUUUACUACAGCGCAGGAAAUUAUUUAAAAACAAUGAGGGUGUAUCUGAAGCGUCACCAACUUGUUGGACUGGUGUUAAAUGUCCCUUAUUAAAAGAUACACCGAAAACUGAACCCAUGCAUUCAAAGUUAGGUCAAGAGACGUUGCCCCAUUUUUCUGAAAAUAUUAGUGAUAUUAAUCCUUCAAUGGAGAAGAUGGAGUUUAAGACAUCACUUCCUAUUCCUGGAAUACAGAAGUCACCAGUUAAGAAAAGUUCUGCUGAUGAGCCAUCAACAUUAUCACCUGUGGAAUUAGUAGAAUCUUCUAAGCAUGAAUUGCAAGAAAGUCAGAAAUUAAGCAAACCUGUAGAAAAGGAUGUUUCAGAUGACGUAAUUCCUUCAGCCUCGCCAACAUUUCCAUCAAAAACUCUUCCUAGUUACAAAGAUAAUUCAAGCAUGGCUCAAACUGCUAAAGAACAAACCAGUGAUAUAGAUUUGGGUUCUAAGAAAACGAGGAAAAGGUCAAAGACAGAAUUUAAAAAUUCUUCUGAGGAACCUGAAAUAACAGAUAAAUGUGAUACAAAAAACAAUAAUGAAGUUCUCCCUCAUGUGACUGAUGAAAACAACAAAGAUAACGAAGUUUUAACGAACCUUCAAAAGAGAAAACGAAAUAUGCAAGAUAGAAGCUUAAAAAUCAACAAAAAGCUGAAACUUCCCCAAAAGAAACCUACCGUCCAGUGUCCUCUGUGUUGUGAUUGGUUCAGACCAAAAGUGAUUGAGAAUCAUGCUGCAAAUUGUGGAAUGUUUACAAGGCGAGAACUUCGUACAACUUCAGUUCCUCAACUUCUCUCAGAAAACAAACCAAGUACUGACAUGUUAGGCUGUGAUGCAAAUAGCAAAUUAUUUGAAAUUAAUGAAAAUUCUGCUGCUAUCAUAUCAAAUCAUGCCACAAAUUAUGAAAGGGUUGUAGAUAAUUUAACUUCAAAUACAUUAGUCUCGGAUAUUAAGCAAUCAGAAAAUCUGCCAUUUGCUAGCAAAAUAUUGAAUGAAAGUAGAAGUGAAAUAAAUACAUUUCCAGUGUCAGCUUUAGAUAGAGAUCAACUAAGUCAGGGAAAUGGUAAUAGCUUGAAGAUAGUCCAACCUGUUUUGGAUCUUCCUUUCAAUUCUGAAAACACUCACAAAACUAAUCAGCCUGAUACACCUGACAGUGUUACUCCUGAAUUACUGGCAGAGGAUUUUACUGAAAUAUCUCCAAAUAACCCUUACAGUACAAAAGUUUCUGUUGAACAUUGGAAAACUAACUCGGAACUGAUAGACACAAACCUCACCAUGAAACAGAAACGCUGUUACAUUUGUGAUGCUACCUAUGGCGAUGAUAGUCUUUUUACAAUGCACCUGAAGAGUUGUCAGGAAAAAUACAGAAAACUAAAACAAAAGUUUGAACAUAAAUACAAAAAUAAAGAAACUCAUCGAAUAACUCGUAGACAAUCAAAAACCAGAUGCCCAGUUCCUGGUUCUGAUGCUGAGGUUAAAUGAAAAGUAUGAAGACGACAAAUGAUCAAGAAAGGAAAGAUGUGAAAAGUUUUGUAAGAAAAUGAAAGUGCCUUCAUUUGAUAACAGAUUGUUGAAAAGACUUAUUUGUUAAAUUUCAUGUUUGUGAUUUAGUUAGCAUAAAAGUGAGUAAUACUGGCUAACAUCUAGUGGAGAAAUUUGAAAUUUUUCUUAGUUUUGGAGAGUGAAGGCAUGAGAUCUUGCCAUAAAAAUUCUGUGAUUAUCCAUUGUUUAGUUUCACCAAAAGGGACCACUUGUUAUUGAUUUUAAUUACUUCCAUUAUUUUAUAUUUUGUGCUGAUUAAAAUAUUUUUUCUGCUUUCUGUA